Neoarius graeffei (lesser salmon catfish) is the source of this 1416-nucleotide messenger RNA. RefSeq names its product RAB5 interacting factor (gene rab5if). The record is from RefSeq and is a predicted model, not a curated record. The transcript is spliced from 4 exons. Gene Ontology annotation, biological process: mitochondrial respirasome assembly. Bases 175 to 567 code for a protein of 130 amino acids. Lineage: Eukaryota; Metazoa; Chordata; Actinopteri; Siluriformes; Ariidae.
GUGUGCGCACGCGCAGUGUCCUCUUCUCAACCCGUCAAUUUGAAGCGUCAGCAGUGUGAAAGCUCCUGAAGCGCUGAGGGAGAGAGAGAGAGAGAGAGAGAGGGGAUUAAAGUUGUGUCGGGACUCGGUGUUUGUUUGUGAGAGCCGCAGAGAGACGGAGGCCGGCGCUGCAGGAUGACCAGCGGCUCGGGGAAGCGGAGAGAGGAGGCUCCGGUAGCCAACGGAGGGCUCAAACACAAACAGUCCACAUGGAGCAAAGCGCUGAGCGGCAGAGCGGUGUGGGAGGACAAGGAUGAGUUUUUAGACGUGGUGUACUGGUUCAGACAGAUCAUCGCCAUCAUCCUGGGAGUCAUCUGGGGCGUCGUUCCACUGAAGGGCUUCCUGGGAAUCGCCAUCUUCUGCAUGGUGAACGCCGGCGUCCUGUACGUUUACUUCAGCAGCUUCCAGCAGGUGGAUGAGGAGGAGUACGGAGGAACGUGGGAGCUCACCAAGGAAGGCUUCAUGACCUCUUUUGCUUUAUUCCUGGUGGUGUGGAUAAUCUUCUACACGGCGCUGCACUAUGACUGAGCUCCAGUGGAGAACCUGCUCUCCAGCAGCGUAGUUCACUCGGCUGUACAGUGGGGUUCGGGGACGGGCUGCACACGGCCGGCACUGGGCUUUACACACGUCACCAGCAGCACACCGGAGCCUCCCGACCCAGGUGCAUCAUGGGUACUCUGCUCUGAACCACUUCCUGAAUCGGCGGCUCAUCGAGUUUUCAGCUAAAACCCCGUCCAGUGCACUGCCAUGUGUUCUGAUUCAUCACUUCUCUCUCUCUCUCUCUCUCUCUCUCUCUCUCUCUCUCUCUCUCAAUGACCUGACUGCGUGUUUAGUUUAUUUAAAUUUAUUUCCCGUUACUCUAGUCUUACCCGAGAGGCGUAGCUAAUUUAAAGACUCGUGUAAAUGAUGUAUAGUUUCAUUUUAAAACUUGGAGAUCAUGUAUUUUUCACGGAUGAGAUUUCCCGAGCGUCUCAGUAUUUUAGAGAGGAGUUUAUACAAACGCGGACGAAGCCGUCGAGGUUUUAGUGCCGACGUGCACAAGGUAUUAUGUUCAAGUCACGUGUUUCUCUGACAAGUCACAUUAAAAACCGCUGAAUUUGAUUCAACCCAAACUCGUAGGGCAUUAAGACGUGGAGUGCAUGAAACAAUUAGACACUUUUUAGAAAAAAAAAUAUAUUAGGCGUGGAACAUUUUUCCUUAAGUUAAAAACACUGUUUUCCAGGUGCACGCUUUUUUCCCUUGUUUCGUUUUACAUUGUUUCUGCCGUUCAGCCGGGAAAACCGAAGAGUUUCCACUUUUUUUUUGUCUUAAACGUCGGAGUUCUUAAAUUUCUUUGAGUUUGUUCUGAUGUAAUAAUAAAACUGUAAUUCACCUGUA